CAUCUUGAAUUCCAGACGUAACGCAGUGCUGUGAUAUUGUGAAUUGAAUACUAGAAAACAUUUGUGUUUAAUAUUUUAUCAUUCUACAGUACUCUGUUACUAAUAAAUACACGUUUGUCAAAGAACCGGUGUUUUGUUUGAUAUCAUAGUUCUUUUCUUAUUAAUUGACGAUUAAAAUUGGAAUCGAGGAUUUUACCGUUCUUGACAAAAGAUGCAACCUCAAAUAAUCUUGUUGAAAGAGGGGACAGAUACGACGCAGGGUAAGCCUCAACUUAUAUCGAACAUAAAUGCGUGCCAAAUGGUGGUGGAUGCUGUCCGAACAACCCUUGGCCCUCGGGGUAUGGACAAGCUCAUCGUAGAUCAAAAUGGCAAGAGCACUAUUUCGAAUGAUGGUGCCACGAUUCUGAAACUGCUGGACAUUGUACAUCCUGCUGCAAAAACCUUGGUCGACAUAGCCAAGUCACAAGAUGCCGAGGUUGGAGAUGGGACCACAAGUGUUGUCCUAUUGGCUGGGGAAUUCUUGAAACAGGUGAAACCAUUCGUCGAGGAAGGUGUACAUCCUCGAAUUAUCAUCAAAGCCUUUCGGCGCGCAACUCAGCUUGCUAUUGAGAAGAUUAAUUCUCUCAGUGUAAAAAUUGAGAAAUCUAACAUCAAAGAGCAUAGAGCUCUGUUGGAGAAAUGCGCUGCUACUGCAAUGAGUUCAAAACUUAUUCAUCAACAGAAGGACUUUUUCAGUAAAAUGGUUGUCAACGCUGUUCUACAGUUGGACGAACUUCUCCCACUUAACAUGAUUGGUAUUAAGAAGGUGGCUGGUGGAUCUCUGGAAGAUUCUCUCCUGGUUGCCGGUGUAGCUUUCAAAAAAACAUUUUCGUAUGCUGGCUUCGAAAUGCAGCCAAAGACAUAUAAACCAUGCAAAAUUGCUCUAUUGAAUAUUGAAUUGGAGCUCAAGGCAGAGCGGGACAAUGCCGAGAUCAGAGUGGACAAUGUGGCAGAAUAUCAGAAGAUUGUUGACGCAGAGUGGCAAAUUUUAUAUCAGAAGCUGGACAAAAUUCACCAAAGUGGAGCUAAUGUUGUGCUGUCUAAGCUGCCGAUAGGAGAUGUCGCAACCCAGUACUUUGCAGAUAGAGACAUGUUCUGUGCUGGCCGUGUUCCCGAGGAGGAUUUGAAGAGGACCAUGAAGGCUUGCGGCGGUGCAGUCAUGACAACUGUUCACGAUAUAAACGACGCUAUUCUCGGAAAAUGUGAAUCCUUUGAAGAAAAGCAAAUUGGAGGAGAGAGAUUCAACUUCUUUGCUGGGUGCUUGAACGCUAAAACUUGCACUCUCGUUUUGCGAGGAGGUGCUGAGCAAUUUUUGGAAGAAACCGAAAGGUCUCUCCACGACGCCAUUAUGAUUGUUAGGCGUACAAUAAAGAAUGAUGCGGUUGUUGCCGGCGGUGGUGCUAUUGAGAUGGAAUUAUCACGCACCCUCCGUGAUUAUUCACGCACCAUUGCUGGAAAAGAGCAGCUUCUUAUUGGAGCAAUCGCGCGUGCCUUGGAAGUUAUUCCCAGACAACUUUGCGAUAACGCCGGAUUCGACGCUACAAAUAUUCUCAACAAAUUACGACAGAAACAUCAUCAAGGAAACAAGUGGUACGGAGUGGACAUCAACUCUGAGGACAUAGCAGACAAUUUAGAAGCCUGCGUAUGGGAGCCAGCCAUUGUAAAGAUCAAUGCAUUAACAGCCGCGAGCGAGGCUGCUUGUUUGAUUUUGUCUGUUGAUGAGACCAUUAAAAAUCCGAAAAGUGGCGGAGGGGAUGCACCACAAAUGCCGGUAGGCCGUGGCAUGGGAAGACCUAUGUAAUUAUUACAUUUCCGUGUAAAACUUGUCGACAAAAAACAAAUCGACGAUUGCAGCUACAGUUUGAUAAUCUUAGCUGUAUAAGUUGUCUAUCUAUUCCAUCAUCGCGCUUAUGAAUUUAAGGAAUGUUGUUUGAAGACAGUUUGCGCAAGGUGUCGAAUCAGCAAGGGUAUCAAAUCAGAAAUCAUAAUAAACGUUUCACAGAGCCAGUGUUAUGUUCGCAUUUCCAUCACAUUGGGGCUGUAUUCUACUUAAUCAACAUUACCGCCUUCUCACUUAACUAUUAGUUACAAAAAUUCAUUGCUUGAGUAUUAAAAUCUAGCAUCAAUCGUAGCACAAGGCAGGAGUUUAUUUAUUGUUCGACUGAACAGAUAUCGCAUCGCAUACUAAUUGCCUGAUGAAUAAUUCUUCGUGUACAGAUUCCAUCUAUCAACUAUCCAACUGAUUGUAGGAUACGCUUAACAAGUUUUUUUUAAAUGCAACAGUAGUUGCAUUUCAUUACGUCUACUUUUAUAGUUUGUACCACACCAUAAUUAUUCUCAAACAAUAAAGAGAAUUUUAAUAU
Diprion similis is the source of this 2402-nucleotide messenger RNA. RefSeq names its product T-complex protein 1 subunit eta (gene CCT7). Gene Ontology annotation, biological process: protein folding. Gene Ontology annotation, cellular component: chaperonin-containing T-complex. Gene Ontology annotation, molecular function: ATP hydrolysis activity; ATP-dependent protein folding chaperone; ATP binding. The record is from RefSeq and is a predicted model, not a curated record. Lineage: Eukaryota; Metazoa; Arthropoda; Insecta; Hymenoptera; Diprionidae. The transcript has 6 exons. Bases 212 to 1840 code for a protein of 542 amino acids.